This is a messenger RNA of Formica exsecta, 3543 nucleotides long. RefSeq names its product splicing factor 3B subunit 2 (gene Sf3b2). Gene Ontology annotation, cellular component: precatalytic spliceosome; U2 snRNP; catalytic step 2 spliceosome. Bases 218 to 2329 code for a protein of 703 amino acids. Gene Ontology annotation, biological process: mRNA splicing, via spliceosome. NCBI's taxonomy places the organism in Eukaryota, Metazoa, Arthropoda, Insecta, Hymenoptera, Formicidae. The record is from RefSeq and is a predicted model, not a curated record. The transcript has 5 exons.
UGGGCGAAAAUGCCAAUCUUCUAAUCAUAUACUCUUUGAUUUGCGUGUGCAUCUUUUACACAUAAAAAGGUAGGAAUCAAUCGCUGGGGAAUGAGAGAGAUGAAAUUAAGAUUUUAAUGUGUAGCGAAAAAUAACAACACUAAAAACUGCGUACGCGAAUUUACACGAAUGCAUAUAUUCAUGUGCAUCGAAUUAAAUACUUAAUAAGCCAUUCAGCAUGGACGCUAAAACUCUUCCGAGUCUCCUGAGCUUGAAAGUGGCCCCUCCAUCAGAAUUACAAAAUCAGAAUGUUGACAAUGGAAUUGGAGAAGGAGACAGCGGUUCUGUUAAGCUUCCGGCUGCUUUGGAGCAAGCCUUGGCAUUUAAAACAGAGAGAGCCAAAGAAGUGGGUAGUGAUCCUGACGACGUUAUUUCUGACAGUAAAUCACCAAAAGACGAUGGCGAGGAUGCUACUCAGAUAGAAGAUACCAUAACGGAAAUAGAACAAAAAUCAGAAAAAAUAGAAUCUAAAUUGAGUAAGACAAAAAAGAAGAAAAAGUCAAAGAGGAAGAGGCGCAAUGCAGAAAAGAAGGAUGCCGAACAGAAGAAGGACAAUGUGGAGGGUGCUAAGAAUAAAGAAGAUUUGCCAGAAAUUGAGUAUAUACAAGAAAUACCGAGCAUAAAUGAUUUAGAACCAAUGUACCGUCAAUUUGCUAGGGUCUUUGAAGCAUUUAAACUGGUCGAACCGGAACCGAGUCCGAACGAUGCGGCUGACAAGGGUGAACCUAUCGGGCAGUAUCCGCCAGUAACAAAUAUACAAACCACCGGCACCGGUGUACCGAGUAAGGUGCCACUGUUGGACGAUUUCGACGACGAUGCGAAUCAGCAACAGCAACAACAGGGCACUGGUGAGAAUGGUGCUCCACGACUAUCUAAGAGAAAACUCAAAAGGCUCACACGGCUAAGCGUAGCGGAAUUGAAGCAACUGGUAGGUCGUCCAGAUGUUGUGGAGAUGCACGAUGUUACCGCGCGUGAUCCAAAACUGCUUGUGCAAUUGAAGGCGCACCGAAAUACGGUCCCGGUACCGAGACAUUGGUGCUUCAAGCGCAAGUAUCUUCAAGGCAAACGUGGUAUAGAGAAACCGCCCUUCGAUCUACCAGACUUUAUAAAACGCACCGGUAUCACGGAAAUGAGAGCGAGUCUGCAAGAACGCGACGAUACGCGUACACUGAAAGCGAAGAUGCGGGAGCGAGCGAGACCCAAGUUGGGUAAGAUCGACAUCGAUUAUCAGAAGCUGCACGACGCCUUCUUCAAGUGGCAAACAAAACCGCGCAUGACGAUUCACGGCGAUCUCUAUUACGAGGGUAAAGAAUUUGAGACGCGUUUGAAGGAGAAGAAACCGGGAGAGUUGUCGGACGAGUUGCGCACAGCGCUGGGCAUGCCAGUCGGACCGAAUUGCCAAAAAGUACCACCGCCGUGGCUUAUAGCUAUGCAACGUUACGGCCCGCCACCGAGUUAUCCGAACCUCAAGAUACCCGGUUUAAACGCGCCCAUUCCAGAGGGUUGCGCCUUCGGUUAUCACGCGGGUGGAUGGGGGAAACCGCCGGUGGAUGAAACCGGUAGACCGCUUUACGGAGACGUGUUUGGCGUGUCUCGCACAUCCGGUGCGGAUGCGAUGGAUGAGGAGAUAGAUCGGGGAAUGUGGGGCGAACCGGAAUCGGAGUCGUCGGGCGAUGAGGAUGAGGAUGAGGACGCCGAAGAGGGCGGCGAGGGUGGCGAGGGCGAAGGAAAGGAUGGAGAUGACGACGCCAGCGGAUUGGUCACGCCCGGCGCCGAAGGCUUGAUCACGCCAAGCGGCAUCACGUCGAUCCCGGCGGGUCUGGAGACCCCAGAGACUAUCGAGCUGCGGAAGAAAAAGAUUGAAAGCGAGAUGGAAGGCGGCGAUACGCCCGCAUUGUACACGGUACUGCAGGAACGCCGUACGGAUGGUUUGGGUGCCAGUAUGAUGGGCAGCACGCACGUGUAUGAUAUGACGGGUGCAGCCGGUGGCCAGGCGCCACCGUCUGUAAUCGCUGCGCGUCGCGGCGGAAUCAGCGGUAGCACAAGCGAUGCUCGUGCGGAGAAGGACGGGGCGGUGGAGCUGACGCUUGAUCCCAGCGAACUGGACCUCGACUCCGAAGCGAUGGCGUCCAGGUACGAGGAGACGAUGAGAUCGAGACAAGCGCAUCUUAGGAGAGAAGAUCUAUCGGAUAUGCUGCAAGAUCAUGUACAACGGCAAAAGAGCAAACGCAAACGUCAGCAAAUCCAGGACACGAAAACAUCCAAGAAAUAUAAAGAGUUUAAAUUUUAAACAUUCUAUUAUUUUCCCGCGUGAUUAUGUAUUAUAUUAUAUAGAUAUGAAAUUGUUUGAGGUAGCAUAAGAUUCGAUUUAAUGUAUUGCACCACUUUAACGAGAUCACAAAACACUGUUUAAUAGUGAUUACAAUUUUGUAUUUCAUGUUUGCCAAGCUAUAUGGUUGGACGAUAAUAAAUCGAAUCAGCCGUGUAUAUUUACGACAUACACAUUGACGACAGUAAUGGAUUAAUGAUAAUAUAUUAGGAGCUGAAUAUUUUUCAAAAUAAAUAUAAUUAUAUCCAUUUUUUAUGUAAUACAAACAGGAACGACUACAAUGUUGUGUAGAAAAUGCAAUUUUUUAUCAGAUACAACACACAGAUGUAUUUGUUCAAUUUUUUAAUUAUACAUUUCAUUAUAGUAACAGUGGCAACAAUACAUGGCACCAAAUAUGGAUAGUUGAUUCACACACAAUUCAUUAAUGUAAUGCACUGUCGUACUUCAAGGUUUCUUGUAUUGAAUUUUAUAUUGCAAUCUAUAAUAUAUUCUCAAAACAAUCGUCUAUAAACAGGUGGAUGUUUAAAAUGCACGAUUAAAACAACCCACUCAAACUUUGGUCCAACAAAAGUAAAUCGAUCCGGAAUCGUUUUAAAUCCAAUUCCAUAAGUGGAUAUGAAAGACAUCGCAACAGUACAAAAAGACAAGGAAGAGAAAGAGCGAUAAUAAACUUACUGAUAGCGCUACCGAUGUCGAGCCAACUGCCGUACGGCGUGACACAAUGCAUUAAAGUGAAUAGCUCGCGCAUCCGACUAGUAUCAAGGGAAUGCUAAGUUUGAAAAGUAUUAAAGAUGUCAUUAAAAAUGGAGAAAAAACAGUAACAAAGUGACGCGUCCAAGAUGGAUCAAACGAACUGAUGCUCGCCAUAUUACCUGUGCCGAAGAAACACAAUAGUAUGUACAACAUCUAUAAUAAGAUGUUAAGGAUAUGUAUAAAUGAUAAUAGAUGUGCCUCAUAUGAAUUAAAAGAAUAUCGUUAAAAAAUUAAAGAUAACAGGUAAAUUUUAGUUUGUUUUCCUAGAAAGAGUCUAAAUAAUAUACAAGAUUCCUUAGUUACAAUAUUAAUUUAAUAAUCUAUAUUUUUCUCAUUUGUCUAAUUAAUUAAAAAUAUCUGAUAUAAAUAUCACCAACUCUUCAUGGAAAUUCUUGUGUAACAAUAAAAAAAUCUUUUUAAAA